Molecule: messenger RNA, 733 nt
Organism: Phaedon cochleariae (mustard beetle)
Lineage: Eukaryota; Metazoa; Arthropoda; Insecta; Coleoptera; Chrysomelidae
Source: the annotation of a GenBank genome assembly
UAUUCGUCAGUUCCAAUCUAGUGAGCCAUUAGUGAAAAAACAUUAUUUCUCAAUGAAGUGCUUGCAAGUGGUAACAUAUCUUGCGGUUUUAUUUUCCGAAGUGUUCACAGUAUCACCAGAUUGGCCGAGAAUAUGUCCCGAUAUUGUGAAUAAAAAUCGCUGGGGAGGAAGAAUUGCUGUCGCUGUGGAUUAUGCAAUUAUUCCAAUAAAAUAUGUCAUAAUUCAUCAUACUGUAACUCCAGAAUGUGAUUCACAAACUUCCUGUGCCAAUAUUAUGAAGAGCAUUCAAAAUUUUCAUAUGGAUACAAUGGAUUUUCAUGAUGUUGGAUAUAACUUCGUAGUAGGUGGUGACGGGAAAAUUUAUGAAGGCUCUGGGUGGCACAAAGUUGGAGCUCACACUCGUGGAUAUAACAGCAGAUCGAUAGGACUUGGCUUCAUUGGAGAUUUUUCGAGUAAGAGGCCACUAAACUUGCAAAUUAGAGCUGCUAAAGAUUUUCUGGAGUGUGCAAUACAACUGGGAGAACUGGAUAAAAAUUACGUACUAUUUGGAGCUAGACAAGUCAGUGCCACGGCAAGUCCAGGUUCUCAAUUGUUCAAGGAAAUACAGAAUUGGACGCAUUUCGUUCAAGUGCCGUGAAUUUUCGAAAUGUACUACAGAUAAUAAUAAAACAACAUUCUGACUAAACUGAAAAUGUUAUUUUUGUUCAUAAAUUAUUAUAUUGGGAGAGGUACU